Messenger RNA from Lasiodiplodia theobromae, 1359 nucleotides. RefSeq names its product Beta-lactamase. The transcript is spliced from 2 exons. The record is from RefSeq and is a predicted model, not a curated record. Lineage: Eukaryota; Fungi; Ascomycota; Dothideomycetes; Botryosphaeriales; Botryosphaeriaceae. The coding region runs from base 1 to 1359 and encodes 452 amino acids.
AUGCCCACAUUCGAAGAAACCAUAGACAACGCCACCGCCUGGGACGGCAAGACGGAUAAGCGCGUCGCACACGGCAUCCUCUGUCAAGCCAUCGACCGCAACGGCACCCCCCUCCUCAAGCACGCCUCAGGCACGACGCACAUCACCCCUUCCGCACCACCCAUCACCUUUGACGCCACCUUCCUCCUCGCCUCCUGCACCAAGCUCUUCACCUCCAUCUGCGCGCUCCAAUGCGUCGAGCGGGGCCAGAUCGGCCUGGACGAGCCUCUGGACGCCCACCUACCCGAAAUCUGCACGCAGCCGCUCAUCGCCCUCGAGGACCCGUCCAUCGACACCACCCUCCGGAGACCCAGCACCACUACCACCACUGCUGCGUACUCUGCUGACCCAAGCACCGUCAAGCUCUCCUUCAAGCCGCGCGGCGCCUGCCCGCUCACGCUGCGCCACCUGCUGACGCACGCGUCCGGCCUGGCGCACGACCUGCUGCACCCGACCGUCGCGGCGUGGCGCGCCGCGCACGGCAGGGCGGAUUCGUGGACGGGGCAGAACACCGACGUCGUGCACGACUACAGCGUGCCGCUGGUGUACGAGCCGGGGCGCGGCUGGUCAUACGGGCCGUCGACGGACUGGGCGGGGAAGCUGGUGGAGAGGUUGAAUUCCCGUGGUGGUGGUGGUGGUGGUGGUGGUGGUGAUGGUGGUGGUCAGGAGGGAGCGACGACGACGAUGAACUUGGAGGACUACAUGCGGAAGAACCUUUUCGAACCGUUGGGGAUGCGUGACUCGACGUUCUUGCUGGGGAGCAGGCCGGACGUCGAGGCGCGGUUGAUGCAGACGGCGGAGCAGGGGAAGGGCGAGGGCGGAGAAGGCUUGGGGGAGAUGGCGGAGGUGUGGAUGCCGAGGGAGCCGAAGGACUGCUUGGGUGGGAGUGGGCUGUACACGACGGUCGGGGAUUACUUGAAGGUGUUGGAGGACCUCAUGCAGGAGCAGCCGAAGACGUUGAAGAAGGAGACGGUGGACCUGAUGUUCACACCGCAACUGAGCGACGAGUCGAGGAAGAGUUUAAGGGCGAGCAUGGAAUUGAUGGGGGUGAUGAUUGGUGGGAUGGUGCCGGAGAAUGUGCGCUUGGAUCACGGCCUUGGAGGGUUGUUGGUCGUGGAUGAUAAUCCGAAUACGGGGAUGAAAGGGGGUACGAUGACGUGGGCAGGCCAUGGCAAUCUGCUGUGGUUUGUAAACCGAACAGCCAAUGAUGAUAAGGGUGUUGCUGCAUUCUUCGGGACCCAAGUCAUGCCAUCAGCGGGAGAGGAGAUAUCAAAACUUACCAAGCAGUUCAUCCAAGAAGUCUGGAAGCGGGUGGAGUAA